CCGUGUUCAUUAGUGUAAUUUAGCAGCAAUGUUGCUAUUAAUAUUUCAACAGUGUUGAUAUAAAGCAUAUUGUAAUCAAUUUCUAAUAGUUUGAUUAUAUGGUAGCAACAGAUCGGGUAAAAAGCUCGAUACAGUAAAUAUUAUGAUACUUGACAAAGUAGCAGCCUAUUUUAAAUAUAGCGGCAGUGGUUUUCAAACUGUGCAAGGUACCCUCAAAUGACUCGGUAGGGGUGCCCCGAAAUAAUUCAAUACCGGGAUUCCCAAAGGACAGGUUCUAACUUAAUUUUAGAUCAGUCAUAAAAUUAUCUAUUUUAAAAAGUGGGAAUUCAAGUUAUAACUUUAUAACUUAAGAAAUGUUUAAUUUUGGAUUUGUAAAGCUUGUGAGAAAUAUUCUGAUUUUAGGUGCUGUAGAAAAAUUGAUACUCUAAGGGUGCUAUCAACUAAGAAAGUUUGGGAGCCACUGACUUACAGUAUCUUUACAUACGUAUAUCAACUAUAGUUCAUUCAAGUAACUUGAAGAUAACAUUUAUCAGUCUUUCAACAAUUACAACACUUGCAUACAGAUCAAAAAUGUCCAAUACCCGACAAUUAAUCAUGACAUUUAACAAAAUUCAACGGUUACCUAAACUUUUUAAUCGUUUUAACAUGCAUCGUCAUAUCUCAACUGCAUUUAUUUAUAAUGAAUUAUUAACAACCGCAUCGUGUAAAACAUACUCUAUACCUGUACAAUCAGCUUUGCACUUUUCAACUUCCAUUGUUGUUAAUAGUAAUUCAGAAACCAUGAGUGAAGGCAAAACAAGCACAUUUAAUCUUAAUUACACUGACAUUUUAGAAGCUCAAAAAGAUGAUAGUAUUUUGAUUAUUGAUGUUAGGGAGAAAGAGGAAAUCGAUGAAACUGGAAAGCUUCCAGGAAGUAUUCAUAUACCAAUGGGAGAAGUUUCAAAUACUUUGAUGAAUCUUUCUGAGCAGGAUUUUAAAGAAAGGUUCGAUAAAAAAAAGCCUUCAAAAGAUACAAAGAUUAUACUAAGUUGUAGAUCUGGGAAAAGAAGUGGUAUAGUUCAAGAGGAACUACAAAAAUUUGGAUAUGAAAAUGCAUACAAUUACGUUGGUGGGUGGUUGGAUUGGGAAAGUAAUCAAAAGGUAUAGAUACAUUGACAAUUAAUAAUAGAACUUUAUAUACUCAAACAUGUUUAUUGCUAAACUAUGGUUAUUUUAUAGAAACAAUUGAUUUUAAUUAGUAACUUAAAUAUAAUAAAUUUUAAUUAAUAUUUACAUAUACUUUAAU
Molecule: messenger RNA, 1285 nt
Organism: Megachile rotundata (alfalfa leafcutting bee)
Lineage: Eukaryota; Metazoa; Arthropoda; Insecta; Hymenoptera; Megachilidae
Product: rhodanese domain-containing protein CG4456
Source: RefSeq, a predicted model, not a curated record